Messenger RNA from Dictyostelium discoideum AX4, 2160 nucleotides. RefSeq lists its product as hypothetical. Lineage: Eukaryota; Evosea; Eumycetozoa; Dictyosteliales; Dictyosteliaceae. The record is from RefSeq and is a predicted model, not a curated record. Gene Ontology annotation, molecular function: phosphatidylinositol kinase activity; 1-phosphatidylinositol-4-phosphate 5-kinase activity. The coding region runs from base 1 to 2160 and encodes 719 amino acids. The transcript is spliced from 2 exons. Gene Ontology annotation, biological process: phosphatidylinositol phosphate biosynthetic process; phosphatidylinositol metabolic process.
AUGAAUACAAUUGAUACAGUUGUUCCAGAGAUGAACCCAGCACUUAGUGAAUCAAUUGUAUUUGCGCCAAUUAGAACAGGAGAAGAAGGUGAAAAAAUACCAAUAAUACCGAUCAAUGCAGCAUUGAGCGAAUCUAUAGUAUUUUCACCAAUUCCACCACCACCAUCAACCACAGAUAAUACCACCAACACCACUACUACAACAAUAGAAACAACGGCAACAGAUAACACAAACGAUACAGAAGAAAAACAAGAAAAUAUUGAAAAUAAUAAUAAUAAUAAUAAUUCAUCAAUAUCAUCACCAAAUAGUAUAGAUGGAGCAAAUAAAAAAGAUUCAAUUGAAUUAGAAGAAGAUAAAGAACAUUCAAUAAAGAGAAAAGAUGGUAGUUUAGGUGAUGUUGUAGAUAAUGAAAAGAUUAUACCAAACUCAUUGGAUUCAGAUGCACCAGAGGAAACAUCAAAUUUAAAUAAAAAAUCUGAAAUUAAUAUAAAACAAGUUUUAAAGAAUCCAUCAUUCGAUGCUACAAAUGAUAAUCAUAAUCCACAAGAAGUUGAUAACACUGAUAACCCUGAUAAACCAACAACACCACGCCAAACUACCACCACCACAACUACCACAACUACAACCACUUCAACUAAUUCUACUUCAAAUAAAUUACCAAAUAAUGGUGAUAAUACUGUAUCAUUUGAUGAAAAAUUCGAUCCAAACGUAUCUCAUUCAAAUUUAAAUGAUGAUUAUAAAGCUUCAGGUAGUUCUGAUUCACCAAAUAGGGUUAGAUUAAAUACAAGUCAAAGAUUAAAAAUGUAUAAACAAAAAUCUGAAAAAAGAUUAAGUCAUAGACCAAAAUCAAUUAAAUUAGAACAUAAAAAGAAUGUUUUAGGUGAAAUUAUUUAUAAAGGACAUCCAAGUUGGGCAUUAAUGUUAAAUAUUCAAACUGGUAUUAGAAAUGCGGUUGGUAAAUCAAUGGGUACAGAAGGAGGAGUUAAUGCAAAGACACCACAACAGUAUCAUACAUUAAGGAAACCAAGUGAAUUUAAGAGAAAGGAAGAUUUUUAUGUAUCACCAAAAACACAAAGAUUCGAGAGUGCAGGCACUGCAAUGACAAAUGCUCACUCAACUGGUGCAUUCAAAUUUAAAGAUUAUUGUCCAAACGCUUUUAGAUAUCUACGUUAUCUCUUUGGUAUUGAUACGGCGGAUUUCAUGGUAUCACUAUGCAACACCCUCAAGAAUGGCGAGAAUGCACUACGUGAGCUACCAACACCAGGUAAGAGUGGUAGUUUGUUCUUUUUCUCACACGAUAUGAAAUUCAUCAUUAAAACCAUUCCAAAGGAUGAGGCUAAAUUGUUACGUGAUAUUCUACCAUCGUAUUUGGAGCAUAUUCAGUCGAAUCCAAAUUCAUUGUUACCUCGUUUCUUUGGUUUGUACAGAGUGAAACCACAUUCAGGCAGACAGGUUAGAUUUGUUAUCAUGGGUAAUCUUUUCCCAACAAAGAAAAAGAUUCACGAACGUUAUGAUCUCAAGGGCAGUGUCGUGGGUAGGGAGGCUUCGGUCGAUGAGAAGAAAUCUGAUUCUGUCACCUUUAAAGACAUAGAUUUCAGAAAUAGAAAACAAAAGAUUUUUUUAGGUCCUGGAAAGAAACAAUCUUUUAUCGAUCAAAUUAAAAGAGAUUGCAAGUUAUUACAAUCAUUAAAUAUUAUGGAUUAUUCAUUAUUAAUUGGUAUACAUUAUCCACAUCGUGAAAAUGAACCACCUUCACCAUCUUUAUUACGUUCAACUUUGGAAGAUAGUUCAGAUUUUGAAUCACCAUCAAUGGAACAAUCUUCUGCUGGUCAACAACAACAACAACGUGGUAGUGGUAAUUAUGACAAUAGUGGUGCUGGUAGAGAUUCCACUACUGGUGGUGCUGCCCCUAAAGAAAAUGAUGAAAUUUAUAUCUCUGCUUUUCAACAAGAUGAAGGUGGUAUUAAAUCUCAAGGUGGUGAUACUGAAGAACACUAUUUCCUUGGUAUCAUUGAUAUUUUAAUGUUGUAUAGUUUACGUAAAAAGGUUGAACAUACCUAUAAAACCCUUAAAUUUGGUGCAAAACAAGAAAUUUCUUCUGUUUCUCCUGAUGAAUACUCUGAAAGAUUCCAAGAAUUUUUAUCAACAAUUAUCGAAUAA